Molecule: messenger RNA, 1098 nt
Organism: Fusarium falciforme
Lineage: Eukaryota; Fungi; Ascomycota; Sordariomycetes; Hypocreales; Nectriaceae
Product: CHK domain-containing protein
Exons: 1
Coding region: 1-1098 (365 amino acids)
Source: RefSeq, a predicted model, not a curated record
AUGGCGGCCUCAGCGAAUCGUAUUUCUCAUCAAGUGAGAGGUGCCAUGAAAUCAAGCGACCCUCUUCCUCUUACCGUUGAAGAGCUCACUGCCUCCUGGUUCACCAAGAUUCUGAGCAAGCCGGUCCACGACAUGAGGGUCGUCGAAGCUAUUCAUGGCACAGCAUCCAAGAUCCUUCUUGAGCUGACAUUUGAGAACUCUGCCGAUGUUCCGAUCAGGGUUUGCGUUAAGGGUGGCUUCAAUCCAGCUCUGACCGGCAUUCCCUACAUGCUGGCCGUCUACAGACUGGAAGCCGAGUUCUAUUACCAUGUCGCCCCGACCAUCAAGAUGCCUCUCCCUCCAACGCUUUAUAGUGGUACCGAUACCGUCAAUGGGCAGGGAAUCGUUGUGAUGGCCGAUCUUAAGUCUCGGGGGUAUACAUUCGGAAACCCCCUCGAGACCUGGCCUGUCGAUCGGGUGCAAACGAGCGUUGAGCAGCUAGCCACUCUCCACGCGAGCACAUGGGGUAGCAAGCCCGAGGACAUUCCAUGGGCCAGCCAAACGGUUUCGCUCAGGGAUGCAAUCUUGGGCCUGGCAGCUCCGGAGGCAUGGGAGAAGCAAUUUGCUGGGGAGGUCAGACCUCCAGUGCCAGACCACAUGAUGGACCGUGAGCGGAUGACAGCGGCGUUUCAGGCCCUCUGGAAGCCGUCAAACUCGACGCUCAACUGCCUAGUCCACGGCGAUGCGCAUAUCGGGAAUACAUUCAUUUCGCCUACUGGGGAACCUGGAUUCCUGGACUGGCAAGUUAUACAUACCGGGUCAGUCAUGCACGAUGUUUCUUACUUUAUCAUCGGCGCGCUAUCGAUUGAGGACCGGCGGAAACACGAGAAACAGCUCCUCCAGUCUUAUCUGGGCGCUUUAUCCCGCGAAGGAGGGCCCCAGUUGCAAUCAGGAGAGGUUUGGGACGAAUAUCGGAAGCAUACUUUCCAUGGAUUCGCGUGGGCGCUUGCUACGCCGAUGAUGCAGAGCCGUGAGAUUGUUCACGCGAUGACGGAACGCCACUGCACGGCCAUCGUAGAUCAUGGGAGCAUAAAGCUGCUGGAGGCGACUGAGGAGUAG